Messenger RNA from Parnassius mnemosyne (clouded apollo), 1425 nucleotides. Lineage: Eukaryota; Metazoa; Arthropoda; Insecta; Lepidoptera; Papilionidae. The record is from the annotation of a GenBank genome assembly.
AUGACGGAAGAAAAGAAACAGAAUUUGAGCUCAGAGAAUUUCAACUCAACGGCAAACUUAACAAGCAAUGCAGUAUAUCCAUCAACUCUUACUAUAACGUCUAGAGAUGUCAAUGAUGAAAAAGCAUACAAUCCAUUCGAACAUCGUCAAGUUAAACAUCCUAAUUCCGUACUUGGUUCAAUUGCGCAUCUUAUCAAAGGAUGUCUUGGUACUGGAAUUCUGGCAAUGCCAGCGGCUUUCAAGAAUUCAGGUUUAAUUACUGGAUUAAUUGGAACACUGAUUGCUGGCUUUCUUUGUACACACACAGUGCAUAUAUUUGUUAGGGCAUCGCAGGAGUUGUGUGUGCUAGCAAAGAAGCCAUCCAUGGGAUAUGCGGAGACGUGUGGCGCUGCUUUUACGUAUGGACCAAAAGGACUACGUUCAUGGGGUGGGACCGUAAAGAAUAUUGUUGAUUAUUCAAUGACUUUAACAUAUUUAAGUCUGGUCUGCGUCUACGUCAUAUUUAUAGGAUCGUCAUUUAAAGAGGUAUUAGACUACUACAUACCCAAUCACAGUCUAUCAAUUCAAACGUAUUGCGUCCUUACAUUAGUACCGUUAGUUCUUAUCGCUCAGAUAAGAAAUUUGAAAUAUUUAGUCCCCUUCUCAGCGAUCGCCAAUUUCCUGAUCAUAAUUGUAUUCGUUAUUACAAUGUAUUAUGUCUUUAUGGAUUUGCCACCCAUUACCGAAAGGAAUAUGGUUUCAGAUGUUGCUCAGUGGCCUUUGUUCCUAAGUACUGUUAUAUUUGCAAUGGAGGGUAUUGGCGUAGUUAUGCCAGUUGAAAACGAAAUGGCUAAACCUCAGAAGUUUCUUGGUUGCCCUGGUGUGCUUAAUACAGCCAUGACUGUUGUCAUUACUUUGUAUGCUAUUGUUGGCUUCUUCGGGUACGUUCAGUAUGGAGAUGAAGUAAAAGGAAGUGUGACAUUGAAUCUACCACAAGAUGAAAUUCUAGCGCAAAGUGCCAAAAUAAUAAUGGCCGUGGUAAUGUAUCUAUCAUUUGCACUGCAAUUUUACGUACCAAUGGAGAUGAUAACUAGACUUUUAGACAAGAGGACGUCGACUAAUUACGAAAAUGUGAUUCAAAUUAGUAUAAGGACAAUACUCAUUACAAUUAGCGUUGCGAUCGCGGCGAUUUUUCCUAAUCUCGAGCUGGUCAUCAGCUUAAUUGGGGCUGUUUUCUUCUCGACUCUUGGUUUGUUUAUACCUGCAGCGGUUGACACAGUCUUCCUUUGGGAUAGAGGUCUUGGUAAAUUUAAUUACGUCCUCAUCAAAAACACACUAAUUGCGCUAAUUUCGAUCAUCGCCCUCGUGUCUGGUUCCUACGUGUCUGUGGCUGGAUUGAUUGAAGACAUGUCCGGUCACGGCACCCAACAUAACGUCACGGUGUAA